GCAAGAAUUAAGAAAUAUGACACCAUAGUGAGACUGGUGCAUCUUGAAUUCGUGAUCAUGGUAUAAGGAUAUAAAUCAGUAAAUGUAUAAAUUAAUUUGCAGAUUGGAGAAGAAGGGAGGGGAUAUUUGAUUUGCAUUUAAAUAAAAUAGGUGAAGUGUUUUUAACUUCUCCAUUUCGUUUUUGUCAAGAAAAAAAACUUCUCCAUUUCGUUUGUUAAGAGAGAGCUUUCGUUUUAACAGAUUUCCCGCGAGAUACAAGGCUUUCUUCCAUGGCGAUCUUGUGGUAAUUGCGUCUACUUUUUUAUACCCUGGCCUGCAGUAAUCAUUCAACAUUCAAGUUGAUAGCCGAAAAAGAAUGAAUAACUGAAAAAGUUCCCUCUCUCUCGCACCCGGAUCUGAUGCUUCACGUCGCACGUUAAGCAGUGCGUCUGUCGCCGUUGGAUAUAAUCUGGCCCACCUUGGCGCGUGGGACCCGCCGCUAUCGGACGGCCUUCGCUCCAGCCGGACAACGCAUAAAGCGGUCUUCUUCUUCUUCAACCAAGCGCACUAAGCUUCUUCUUUUUAACCUUUUUCUGAUUUUCAAUGUACAAAACUGUGAUUGAAGAAAGUAACUGAACUGGAUGAGAGUUUGAGUUAGCACGGUAGACGCAUCGUUUUGCUCGCUAGUUCUCUGCUCGGCCGAUUCUGUUGAUGCGGCCUGAGGCGCUUUUUGCUUCAGAUUUCUGAUUUGCAGCAAGCGGGGAUUCAAUUGAUGACCAAGAUAGUUGCUUCUGAGGAAAAUCAAGUAUUAGUGUGUGCGUACUUUGAGCAGUGCGUGGUAAAAUUAUUCAGUAAAUUGAGGAAAGGGGCGAGUUUGUUGGAUGGAGACUGCUAAGCGAUGGUUCAGUAAGUUCAGGCUUAAAGAAAAGUCAAAACCUUCCACUAAGAAGGAAAGCACAACUAAUGGGAAGGAAUGCUCCAGAACUGCUGUCAAUGAUGAAGUACCGCCAUCGAAUGCCACUAAGCAAAAGGUUGCUGCUGCAAAGCAGUAUAUAGAAAAACAUUACAAGGAGCAAAUGAAGAGCCUGCAAGAGCGCAGGGAACGACGUAACAUGCUGGAAAAAAAACUAGCUAAUGCUGAGGUUUCUGAGGAGGAGCAAAACAAUAUCCUGAAGUGCCUUGAAAAAAAGGAGACAGAAUUUAUGCGCCUUCAAAGGCAUAAAAUGGGUGCUGAUGACUUUGAGCCAUUAACAAUGAUAGGAAAGGGUGCAUUUGGCGAGGUUAGAAUAUGCAGGGAGAAGACAACUGGCCACAUCUAUGCCAUGAAAAAGCUCAAAAAAUCUGAAAUGCUUCGUAGAGGCCAGGUUGAACACGUCAAGGCAGAAAGGAAUCUACUUGCAGAGGUUGACAGUAAUUGCAUUGUCAAGCUGUACUGUUCUUUCCAAGAUGAUGAGUAUCUAUAUCUAAUCAUGGAAUAUCUUCCUGGAGGUGAUAUGAUGACUUUAUUGAUGCGUAAGGAUACACUAACUGAAGAUGAGGCAAGAUUUUAUGUUGGGGAAACAGUCCUUGCCGUAGAAUCUAUCCAUAAGCACAAUUAUAUUCACAGAGAUAUAAAGCCUGAUAACUUGCUUCUUGAUAGAAACGGUCACAUGAAAUUGUCUGACUUUGGAUUAUGUAAACCAUUGGACUGUAGUAAUCUUCAUGAGAAAGAUUUUACCAUGAGAAAUGACUAUAGUGGUGCUCUUCAAAGUGAUGGGCGUUCUGGGCCUCCAAAGCGCAGUCAGCAAGAGCAACUGCAGCAUUGGCAGAAGAACAGGAGAAUGCUUGCUUAUUCCACUGUUGGAACACCUGAUUAUAUUGCGCCCGAGGUUUUAUUAAAGAAAGGCUAUGGAAUGGAAUGUGACUGGUGGUCACUUGGGGCAAUUAUGUAUGAAAUGCUGGUGGGAUAUCCGCCUUUCUAUUCAGAUGAGCCCAUGUCUACUUGUAGAAAGAUUGUAAACUGGCGAACACAUCUAAAGUUUCCGGAAGAGGCAAAACUAUCACCUGAAGCAAAUGAUCUUAUUUGUAGACUUCUAUGCAAUGUUGAACAAAGGCUUGGAACAAAAGGUGCUCAUGAAAUUAAGGCUCACCCAUGGUUCAAUGGAGUUGACUGGGAUAAGCUGUAUACAAUGAAAGCUGCAUUUAUUCCAGAAGUUAAUGAUGAAUUGGACACUCAAAAUUUUGAGAAGUUUGAAGAGGGUGAUAAUCAAAUGCCAACUGCAAUGAAAUCAGGUCCAUGGAGGAAGAUGCUUUCUUCCAAAGAUGUCAACUUUAUGGGUUAUACAUACAAAAACUUUGAAAUAUUGAAUGACAAUGACGUCCCUGGAAUUGCUGACCUGAAGAAGAAGAGCACUAAACCUAAGAGGCCAACUGUGAAAUCUCUAUUCAAGGAAGAUUCUAAUUCUGGUUCUGCCAAACCAACUCAAGGCAGUUUCCUAAAUCUGCUGCCACCACAGUUAGAAGUUUCCAAAGAGGGUGAAUCAGAAUCUUUCUAACUUUUCUGACAGUCAGGCGAACUAUAUUCAGUUACGCAUAUCAUAUAGAGCAUCAUACUGAUCUUAAUUAAUCUUUUGUAAGUAUUUCAAGGGAAAAAGGUCGUUUGUGUUAUAAGUCUGUACUCGUGUGGGUUCUUAGUGUCCUUUAACUGUGUAAAUUAUUCUUGAAGUGCAAAUAACAUUUUUAAAAGGUAAUUUGUGUUAUUCCCCAGUCUUUUUGGUUUGUUUUUAGUAAUUUAAGUUUCCACUGGGAAGUCCCAGUCAAUCAAUUUGUAUUGCCGAACACACUGAUUCUCUUGGCAAGCAUUUGAGUUGGUUUCAUUAAUGUGUUAUAGUCACUUGUGACUUUGGGUUUCAAGUGAUGCUUUUAUUACUAAUCUUUUGCAAAUCGCAACUGCACUCAAGUUAGUAUAGAGCUUCUUUCAUAAAAAAAUGUUCUUAUAUAGUUAUAUGUUCUGUUAUCUCAAUAAACUUAAUUCCCC
Molecule: messenger RNA, 2995 nt
Organism: Cuscuta epithymum
Lineage: Eukaryota; Viridiplantae; Streptophyta; Magnoliopsida; Solanales; Convolvulaceae
Source: the annotation of a GenBank genome assembly